AUGGGAAGACAUUCUUGUUGUUACAAGCAAAAGCUAAGAAAAGGCCUUUGGUCUCCUGAAGAAGAUGAGAAGCUUCUCAAUUACAUAACUAGACAUGGUCAUGGUUGUUGGAGUUCUGUCCCUAAACUCGCAGGUUUACAGAGAUGUGGAAAAAGCUGUAGGCUUAGGUGGAUAAACUAUUUGAGACCAGACUUAAAGAGAGGAGCUUUCUCUCAAGACGAAGAGAGCUUGAUCAUGGAGCUCCAUGCUGCGUUAGGCAACAGAUGGUCUCAGAUCGCAACUCGGUUACCCGGAAGAACAGACAACGAAAUCAAGAACUUUUGGAACUCGUGUCUUAAGAAGAAGCUGAGAAGAAAAGGCAUUGACCCAACAACACAUAAACCCUUUAUAAGCGACCUUCAAUCUCUUAACGUCAUAGACCAGAAGCUGACGUCAUCGAUUACUUCAGAAGUAGUAAAGUCAACGGGUUCGAUAAACAACCGGUGUGAUCAGUCCAUGGUCGUCUCAUCGCAACCAGGUCCGUGGUGGUUCCCGGCAACGGCUGCAAGUAAUCAAAACGCUGCGUUUUGCUUUAAUUCAAGUACUACUUCAACGGUUUCAGACCAGAUCGUCUCUUUGAUCUCUUCAAUGUCUACGUCACCAAUGACUUCAAACUUCAAUCUUGUUCCAAACAACUGGGAAGUGAACUACUGCAACAACACAGUUCCAUCUCAGAGCAACAGUAUCUACAGUGCCUUCUUUGGUAAUCAAUACACAGAAGCUAGACAAAUCGUGAACAGCAACAACAGUUAUAGUAAUAAUAAUCUCGUAGUGGAUCAUCAUCAUAAUCAUCAAGACGUGAAGUCAUGGGCAUCAGAGAUUCUUCAUUACACAGAACAUAACCAAAGCUCAGAAACUGGUUUAGAAGCAGAAGUGAAGCCGGACAUAGCCAAAUACUACUGGCAAUCAACAUCAUCCGCGUCAUCACCAAACCAAGAAGCUGUAACAUUACCACAUGAUGCUGACGCGGAAGUGUACGGUAAAAACCUACAAAAGCUUAAUAACAUGGUGUUUGAUCAGAGCCUUUAG
This is a messenger RNA of Microthlaspi erraticum, 1068 nucleotides long. The record is from the annotation of a GenBank genome assembly. NCBI's taxonomy places the organism in Eukaryota, Viridiplantae, Streptophyta, Magnoliopsida, Brassicales, Brassicaceae.